CUCUCCCCUCCUACCGGCUACAACCUCACCGAUUCCUUUUUCAUUUCUCCUUUGAAAACCUUGUUUCUCCCGCUUCUCUUUUAUCAACCAAUGCUCUGAGGUCACAAUGUCAGAGAAUUCCAAUAUUGUUGCUACAUCCAACUUUAAUACUCCUUCCUGUUCAGUGGCAUCACAAGUACCACCGCUGAAUGUUUCAGGAGAUGAGAGUGAAAACAGUUCAUUGAUUGGAAGGAAACGUCGGCAAGCACAACCCACUUCAACUAAAAUAGGUAAUCAAGGUAAAAAGUUAGGGGAUUGGAAAUUCGAUGCUGAAAAUAGUCAGAUUAUUUAUUGCAAAAAUGAUUGCCAAGCAUGACUAUCCUUUAAAUAUGGUUUCACAUGUGUAUUUCCGUGAGUUUGUGAAGUCUCAGCCCAUAUGCCGAUUUAGUACUUGAUGUGAAUGUAGUUUACGAAGACAUUCUAAAACUGUAUAGUAAGUUGAAACUUGAGUUACAAGAGUGUUUAGAUUCGCUGACAUCUAAAUGCAGUCUCAGUGUGGAUGUGUGGAAAGUUGAAUUGAAUCCAUUAAACUUAAAUCCAUAUGAUGAUUAUUGUUGUGUGAAUUGCCACUAUAUAGAUGAUGAUUGGACGUUACAUAAGAAAAUAAUUGCAUAUGUUCCGAUGACAUUUCCAUAUACUGGGGAAGUUUUGGGAGAAGUCGUUAAAUCAGUGGCAUUGGAGUGGAAUAUUGAGGAUAAAUUGUUUGCUUUAGCUGCUGACAAUGCUUUUAGCAAUGAUAUGAUGAUGGGAAACAUCAAGGAAUGGCUUAAUGACAGGGGAUCUUUGGUUCUUCAAGGUGACUUAUUUCAAAUGCGGUGCAGCAACCAAAUAUCUCAUUUAAUUGCACAAAAGGGGUUGGAAGUGGCUGCCGGAUCGAUAGAGAAAAUUCGAGAAUGUGUUAAGUAUAUUUGGUCUUCACAAAGCAGAAAAGAGAAGUUUGAAAGUGCGCUGAUGCAACUGCAGCUCGCUGGACGGUCGGUACAUUUAGAUGUAGACAUGACAUGGGUUUCGACUUAUUCGAUGCUCAAAAGUGCUACUGAUUUGCGCCAAGGAUUUGUGCGUUUAGCGAAGUUAGACAGUGAUUUUAAGUGUCUACCAAGUUCAGAUGAGUGGGAACAAGGGAUAAUGAUUUGCGAGUGUUUGAAGGUGUUGUAUGAUAUGACAGCCAAGUUAAAACCGGAGAGGUACCCGACAACAACCAUGUAUUUUAAUAUUUAUGAAAUUAACAAGAACAUUCGUACAUGGGAAUCUAGUACCCAUAAAUAUAUUAGAGAAAUGGCGUUGGAGAUGAGAGGACACUUUGACAGAUAUUGGAGCACAUGUAGCUUGUUGAUGAGCGACGCAGUGGUUUUAGAUCCACGGUAUAAGGUGAAUCUGGUAAAAUUUGUUUUUCAUAGAUUGUAUGGCGAACAUCUCUCCAAAACCUAUAUCAGCGAUUUCCGUCAAGCUUUGAACAAUCUUUUUCAUCAUAUGAAUCUCAAAGUAGCUCUUCAAGUCCCAACUAUUUUGGCAACUCAUUUACAGGUGUAUCAGGUUCAGCUAACCUUGAAAACAAUAAAGUUACUUCUCAACUUGAUCUUGAUUAUUAUGAGUUUUUGAUGGAAGAGAGUAACAAUGUAGUACAAAAAACAGAGUUGGAGAAAUACUUGGAAGAUCCAUUGUUUCCAAAAGGCGCCAUUGAAUCGAAGUUUGAUGUAUUAGGCUGGUGGAAAAAUAAUGGUCGUAUGUACCCAAAACUUGCAAAAAUGGCUCGCGAUGUUUUGGCUGUUCCAAUGUCAACUGUUUCUUCACAAUAUGCCUUUGGUGGCGGUGAUAGGGUGCUUACAGGACAUAGGAUUUUCAAUGGUCCAGAAGUCGUUCAAGCUAAGUUGCUUAAAGAGUUGGUUGCCAUGACUCGAUGAUGUCGGUAUUCAAACUUAGGUGAAGGUGGAAAUCAAUGAGGCAGUAUUAUCAGAGACUACUUUGCAAAAUCUGGAAAUCUCAACAAGGGCCAGGGGUUUAGAGCAGGCAAAAGCUCUAAUUUUGUUUAAAGUGAUCCUCUUUCAUAUGCAGCUAUAUCAUUCUACCAUAGAAGGGGACAACAAGGGGGCUAAAGAAGCUAUGACUUCUAGUUUUGGCUCUGCCAAAUUAAAUGAGUUAGAUCUUUAUGAGGAAUGUAAAACCUUAUCUAAUUAUAUGAUUUCUAGUUUAAUAGAACACUUUUCUCAGUUUUUU
This is a messenger RNA of Papaver somniferum (opium poppy), 2253 nucleotides long. RefSeq names its product zinc finger BED domain-containing protein RICESLEEPER 2-like. Gene Ontology annotation, molecular function: DNA binding. The transcript has 4 exons. Lineage: Eukaryota; Viridiplantae; Streptophyta; Magnoliopsida; Ranunculales; Papaveraceae. Bases 661 to 1638 code for a protein of 325 amino acids. The record is from RefSeq and is a predicted model, not a curated record.